Messenger RNA from Acanthosepion pharaonis, 681 nucleotides. NCBI's taxonomy places the organism in Eukaryota, Metazoa, Mollusca, Cephalopoda, Sepiida, Sepiidae. The record is from the annotation of a GenBank genome assembly.
AUGCCCAACUCACCAACUGACCACUUGUCUUUUGGGCGUCUAUUUCGGCUCUUCUCACGUCCUGAAAUCACCAUCAUUGCUGACCGCAACGCCAUUUAUAUUCAUUAUCUAUCUAUCUAUCUAUCUAUCUAUCUAUCUAUCUAUCUAUCUGUCAUUCCACUCUCUCUCUUUUUUAUUUUAAUGCUUUGCUUACCUUACUCUAUCUAUCUAUCUAUCUAUCUAUCUAUCUAUCUAUCUAUCUAUUGCAUUGUUUUUCUGUUUCUUUUUAUGUUUCUAUCUAUCCAUCUAUCUAUAAUUUAUAUUACUGGUUGGUUUAAAACACUGACGAUGCGGCUUAUCUUCGGCGCUCGAGAUAAUAGCACGUUUUCGUCUUGUACUAAGAGUCACUGUUCAAAUUCAGGUAUAAGUGGAGAUUUAGUGCGCUGCUUCCGAGUUAGAGUGGCCACCUCUGUUUAUAAACUAGUGGUUGUGGACCGCCCUAUCUUUUCUUUGAGGCAGAAUAAUUCAUGUAGAGCCAAUAUCUACACUUUUGACUAUAUUGAUAUAUCUAUGCAUGAAAUAAGUGCACAGCGGAGAAAAGUGUUGGUACAAUUAUGUCACCAUUUCACACUUUCAUUUCAUCUUUCUCACUCCUCGUCUCUCUCUCUCUCUCUCUCUCUCUCUCUCUCUCUCUCUCUCUAA